Molecule: messenger RNA, 684 nt
Organism: Stylophora pistillata
Lineage: Eukaryota; Metazoa; Cnidaria; Anthozoa; Scleractinia; Pocilloporidae
Source: RefSeq, a predicted model, not a curated record
AUGUAUGACGACGAAAAGUCGUCAACUGUGUCCGAGCAAAAGCAGGCUUCCAUUGAAGCAAGUGAGAUUCGCGUAAGAAGCAUACGCUCAGAUGUGAUCUCCUUAGAGGAACUCGGCAGCAAAGUGGAACAGUUGGAAAAGAGGAAGGGACGGACGAGAUAUGGUGGGGACGGUGUUAAAGGGGAACGAGGCGAGCCGGGAAGUAUUGGACCCCAGGGACCUCCUGGAGUAAAAGGUCCCAUUGGUGGAAAUUAUCACGGUCAUACAGGUGGAGGCUCAAACCAUAUCUGCCUUCCUGAACAGCCAUUAUACGCAAGGUAUGAUGACAAAUGGGAGUCUUCUUCUUCUGCUGUAUACGGCGCAGAAUAUGCAGUCGGUGAGUUCAACCCUUUUAAAAAGCCCCUUAACCAUUAUAAUGCACCAUGUGUAGUAUGCCAUCUUGAGUCACGUGGCUCCCGGGUGAUGAUUCCUGCCAGAAACGAGUGCCCCACAGGAUGGACUCUUGAGUACUGGGGCUAUCUUAUGACGAAAAGUUACUCUAGUGGCAACACUGAUUUCAUCUACGUGGAUGAGGAUGCUGAAUAUGUACCAUAUCUGCCGUGGAAACAGUGGCGGGGUCAAGUUGAGUCCUGUGUAAAGUGCUUGUUAUGUAUUACCAUGUGGUCCUUGCAUCGAUGGCCGUGA